ACAAAUGUGUGUGUGUGUGUCAGUCGAUGUGGGUGUGCAUCCUGUGCCGGAAGAAGCAGGAGCUGCUGUCAAAGUCGGGCGAGUGGAUAAUGAAGGGGACGAUGGACGGGGCGACGUUGCGCCGUAUGCAGGAGGACAUGCAGGCGUCGCAGGGCAUGAUGGGCCUGGGCGGUGGUGGUCUGUUGUUGGCCGACCAGGGCCUCGAUAAGCGCCCGAAGCUCGAGCGGGCCCACAGCGCCGCCGAGAAAGAGAACGUGCCCCUACUCCAGCGCAGCAGCAGCCUCCUCAAGCGACAGUACUCCCACCAGGAGCAGAUACCAUCGCGACGGCUGUCGAUGAGCGCGGACAGCGGGGUCGAGAUGUCCGUGUCGCCCCACUCGCGCAGCUUGCCCCAGCCGGGACACGUUUCGGCCUACAACCAGAGCAUCCAGCCCACGCCCAGGCACCCAGCCGCCUACCCCGAGGACGACCCCAGCCUCUACCGUGGCGAGCUCGACGGCCUCAUGAAGCAGCAGCAAAACUCGUCGGUGUACCAGCAGCGCCAGCGCCAGCUCUAUCAGAACUCGGACGCGGGAUACGGGCCACAGGUGCACGACGCCACCCAGAGUCCAAGUAUGACGAUGCGCGGGCUCCCCCGGGUGCAGCCCCAUCAGCUACCAGCGCCACCACUGGGUCCGCAGUCGCACCUGCCGAUGUCCCAACACCACCUCCACAACCAACUGCAUCCGGGACACCCGGCGGUCGGACCCGGCCAAAGGAGCUUCAGCAGCAGCGAAGAGGAGCGCAGCACCCCGGAGUGCGCCAGCGACGAGCACGACGACCGGGAACACCAUGGCCGGAAAUCGAUGGACGCGAGGGGAGAGCGAAUGACCCCCAGCGACAUGAGCCAUGAGAGGAUCAAGAUGUUUUUAGCGCACCCGGUGCUGCCCUGGCAGGUGAGCAGUGACGGGCAAAAGUUGAUCGGCCACAUGGUGCUGCGCAAACAGGGGGGCGCCCAGAGCAGUAGUAACAUACUCGGGCUGAAGGUCGUCGGCGGCAAGUUGCUCGAGGACGGCUCCAUGGGCGCUUUCAUCGAGAAAGUCAAGAAGGACAGUCCGGCGGACCUCGAGGGACAGCUCAAAAUCGGCGACGAGGUGCUGCAGUGGAACGGCCGGUCGCUCAAGGGCAAGAGCUACGAGGAGGUGAGCGACGUGAUAGCGAUGUCGCGCACGGAUCCCCAGGUGGAGCUGGUAGUGGCGCGCGACUACCUGCCCGGGAAAACGGACGACCCGAGCAUGGCCAGUGCCAAAGCGUUGCACCAUCAUCAGCAGCAGCAGCAGCAGGUGGUGAUGCCCGGCAGCCCGGCGGCCUCGUUGAACACGAGGCGUUACGCCGCCCAGAACCAGUGGCGACAGAAACAACAGCUCGAUGCACAGCUUACGCCCCAGAUGCAUCACAAAGGAAAAAUCAGUAGUAACAUCACGAUUCGCGAGAACUCGAAGAGGCGGACGAAGACGGUCGCCAACACGAACGAGCCGCGAUGGGACCAAACGUUCGUUUACAACGGCAUCAGGUGGUCCGAGCUGAGGCAGCGCUCGCUCGAGAUCACCGUCUGGGAUUACGAUCUGCGCUUCGGUGCCAACGACUUUCUCGGCGAGAUUGUCAUCAGCCUGGCCGUCUCGUCCCUCAACGACGAGCUCGAGUGGCACUAUCUCGUGGCGCACGACGAGCAUCGGCAACCCGGUAGGUAUUAUCAGGAGACGACAGAGGACGUGGUGACAACGCCGGGCGACUGCCACCUCAGUCCGCCGUCGACGACCUCGAGGCUGAGCGACUCCGACACGUCCGAGUGCGACAUAACCGACUGCGAUGGCUCGAGAGAGCACAGGAGGACGGCCGACGGCGCCAGCAUCAGCAGUAUCGGUAGCUCCUCCAGGUUUCAUAAUAUGCCGCCAAAUUAUAAGCGCCACUAUUCCAGCCCACCGCCGGAGAAGGAGCUGUGCGUCGGGGAGCACCGCAGCCGCAGGGACAUGUCGCCCCAGGGCCGGAAGCGAGCGGCCCUCAUGAGCUCGCGCGAACAGGCGGCCUCCCUCUCUGGCUACCAGCAGUACCGGAAGGUCAAUUUCCGACAGUUCUCCGACGAGUCGCAUCGCGGCGCAGGGAUGCUGAGCCACAGGUCCCACAGCGCCGCGCCAAUGGACUCACCGAGCCUCUGCUACAGGGGCAGGUCGCAGAGUCCCACGGGCCAUCGCUCGCUCUCGCCCCCGGACCACAGAUCCAUACCCUACUCAUCCGGAUACGCCAUGCCGGCGAGGUUCGGCUCGAGAUCGGCAACGGCGACGCCAACGGGUUCGCCGAAGAAGCGCCAGCUGCCGCAGAUACCGGGCAACCUGCACGCCGCCCUCAAGGAGCGCGCGAUCCCUGACUUUGACGGCACGAGGUUCCUGAGGCACCGCAACCACCGGCCGAUGCACAAUUACUACGGCGGCCGGGGCAUGGGAAUGUACGACAGGCGAGUGAGCGGCAUGUCGGAUUCCGACCUGACCUCGAUGAGCCACUACUACGACACGCACUCGAACUCGUACGGUGGCCACCACCCACACAGGUUCGGCAAUCACCACAGAUCGCGGCGCGGCCACCUCAGCCCCGAAAAGGACGUGCUGGCCGACUUGGGCGACUCGGACAUGGAGAGCAUAGCCUCGGUCACGAGCAGUGCCUUCAGCACCCAGUCCGAGAGGCCGAGGGGCUCCAGGGGCAUGAUUGACUACGCGAUGAUGCAGGGUGGCUCGUACGAGAAGCCAAGCAGGUAUCAUCACCACCACCAUCGACAGCACGCCGCCGCGGCCGCCUCCUCCGGCGAGCUACUACUCCACGACGACGAUAGGCUACUGGCACCCGCGUCCUCCUCCUCGACGACGCUCGACCAUUACCCGGGAGAGUCAAGGCAGUCGAGGUCGCGCAACGGCAGCCUAGCCAAGAGGGGCCAAUUCGCCAGGAGCUUCAGCAAUGCUGACGCCCCCACGGACGACAAGGCUGACAGAGUGGCUGGAUCAUCGCGCAAAAAAAAAUACGAAGGCAGAGUAAAUGUGUAA
Messenger RNA from Copidosoma floridanum, 3071 nucleotides. RefSeq names its product Rab3 interacting molecule (gene Rim). NCBI's taxonomy places the organism in Eukaryota, Metazoa, Arthropoda, Insecta, Hymenoptera, Encyrtidae. Gene Ontology annotation, molecular function: small GTPase binding; transmembrane transporter binding. Gene Ontology annotation, cellular component: cytoskeleton of presynaptic active zone; presynaptic membrane. The record is from RefSeq and is a predicted model, not a curated record. Gene Ontology annotation, biological process: regulation of membrane potential; intracellular protein transport; calcium ion-regulated exocytosis of neurotransmitter.